This is a messenger RNA of Dentiscutata erythropus, 1020 nucleotides long. Lineage: Eukaryota; Fungi; Glomeromycota; Glomeromycetes; Diversisporales; Gigasporaceae. The record is from the annotation of a GenBank genome assembly.
AUGGUUGGACCUAAAAUAUUAAUAUUUGGUUCGAUCAAUAUUGAUGAAUUUUUCAAUGUUCCUCACAUUGUCAUUAGUGGUGAGACUAUAUCAAGCACCAAGUAUACACAAAAAGCUGGAGGAAAAGGUGCAAACCAAUCAGUAGCUAUAGCAAAAGCAGGUGCGAAGGUGUGGCAUGUCGGAAAAAUUGGUCGUGAUGGAAUUUGGAUUAAAGAAUACAUGAAAAGCCAAUUAGUGAACGUAGAACAUAUAAUUAUAUCUGAAGAACAGCCAACUGGGCGGGCUUUCAUUCAACUUUCCCAAAGUACACGGGAUAAUGCUAUAAUUCUGCUACCAGGAACGAAUUAUUUGCUGAAUGCAAUCGAAGCACAAAAAAUUUUAAUGCAAGGCUUUGGAAAAGGUGAUUGGUCAGUUUUCCAAAACGAAAUAGGGCAUGUUGGUGGUGAGAUAUUGAAACUUUGCAAAAACCAUGGGCUGACGACUGUUUUAAACACAGCACCAAUUUCAGAAGAUAUUACAAAAAUAUUUUCAUUUGACCUCAUCGAUUAUUUAAUUAUCAACAAAUUAGAGGCAACCCAGCUAUAUCAGCAAGUUUUUGCUAUUAAUGUCACUAUUGAACUAUCACCAACUGAAUUACUGGAUAAGCUUUCAAAUGCAUUUCCUCUAUUAAUUGGUAUUAUCAUUACACUUGGGAGUGAUGGAUUAGUGGCCUGGUUUAAACCAGAAAAACGCGUAUAUACCUUACCUGCAUUUAAAACAACUUUGUGUGAUACCACUGGAGCUGGUGACGUAUUUACAGGCUAUUUUGUUGCUGGUCUUACUAGAAAUCAACCGAAAAAUGAACAUAAUAGUGAUCUUAUAUCUGCCGAUACUAAGUCACCUAUUUUACCAACGGCUGAACAGUUUUUGGACUCAUUGAAAGAGGCAAUUGUAGCAGCUGGAUUAGCUGUAAGCAAGUAUGGUGCAAUGGAGAGUUUUCCAGAUUUAAAAGAAGUCAAAGAAAAGUUAGAAUCUUUUUAG